Saccostrea cuccullata (small rock oyster) is the source of this 955-nucleotide messenger RNA. Its product is annotated as complement C1q-like protein 3. The transcript has 3 exons. The coding region runs from base 81 to 638 and encodes 185 amino acids. NCBI's taxonomy places the organism in Eukaryota, Metazoa, Mollusca, Bivalvia, Ostreida, Ostreidae. Gene Ontology annotation, molecular function: protein binding. The record is from RefSeq and is a predicted model, not a curated record.
AUAUAUUUUAUUUGCUUGUUUAUAAUAUCUCUCGUUAUCCAGUCUGCGCUUGUUGAUAACACAGAACUAAUACGUGGAGAAUGAAAAUGUCAAUCGCCUACAGCAUGAUACUUUCAAUAAUGCUGACAACAAGACAAGUUGAACCUAGCUCUCCGUUGGAUUUUAUUAAAAAUGUUGAUAGCUACGCAAGUGUUUGUCAUAAAAUUGGCUUUAAAAGAUUGAAAGGCUGUUCUGAAAAUGACGACAAUGUAAUUGCCUUUCAUGCUGCUUUGAAAUACAAUUUGCAAGACGUGCCUGUCAACACAACAAUAAAAUUUGAAGAUGUUUUGUUGAACAAAGGAAAAGCAUAUGAUCCUAAAACAGGUAUCUUUACAUCACCUGUAGAUGGCAUCUAUUUUUUUGAGUGGACGUUCAUGUCAAAAAGAAGAGCAACGCUCUCCUUACAAGCAGUUGUUGACGGUUUGGGAAAAGCAUCUACUUGUGUGAAUGAUCAAGGAAGCUACCACGUUAGUACAUCCGGGCAUUUGCUUUUUGAACUGAAGAAGGGAAGUAAAGCAUGGAUCAGAACUUUUACAACAAAAGCGGAUUUCUUGUACGCUAAUACGUACACAUUCUUUACUGGACACAAAAUAAACUAGUAUUAAAAGCUGAGUGAAUUCAUUCCAAAUGUAAAGAAUAUAUUUUAAGGACAGAUGAUACGUUUCUCGAUAAUAUAUUAUUUUUUCCCAUUUUUUUCAUUGAAGUAUUGCUUCUAUAAAAUGAUUACUCAUAAAAAAUUGAGGUACCUUACCUGAGAUUUGUGCGAUGCUAGAGGAUAGUGUUUCGUACAAUGUAUAAAAACUCAUUUUUCUAAAUUGCUGCUUAUUGUUUCAAUUUUUCGACAAGAAUCUGGUUUUAAAAUCAAAAUGUACCUACAAUUUUGAAUAUAAUUCAAAUAAAGUAUACAAAACAGAUA